GGGGUGACCGAGGAGGGGCAGGACCCCCCCUCCUUACCGCAGGGCCGCCGCUUUGCCCGGGGCCCGCUGCGGGGCUGCCCGGGCCCCGCCGGCCUCUCCCGGCCCGGGGGCGCUGUGCUGGGCCCGGGAGCCCGGCAGCCGAGCGGGGUCCGCCCCUUCCUUCCUCCCUUCCUUCGCCGAGAGCCGCGCUCCGCCAUGCCGAAACACGAGUUCUUUGUGGACAUGACCUGCGAAGGCUGCUCCAAUGCUGUCACCCGUGUCCUGCACAGGCUGGGAGGUGUCCAGUUUGAUAUUGACCUGCCCAACAAGAAGGUGUGCAUUGACUCGGAGCACAAUGUUGACACCCUCCUGGAAACCCUAAAGAAGACUGGGAAGAAUGCUUCCUACCUUGGGGAGAAGUCUGCACAGUAGCCUCGCCUGGUGUGAGGAGGCUAGGAACUCAAAACAUGACUUCAGCAAAAAGAUGGCUUAACUGUUUGCAUGUCUCCCAACCUGCUCUGUCGUUUGACCUUUACUACCCUGCCAGAUGUUGGAAAGCAGAGGGCUGGCAGGAGGAGACAGCUGCAUCUUGGGCUUUACAAGUGGAAAAAUCUAGAGAUGUGCUGUUUUCUAGUAAAUUAAGGUGCUGCUUCUAUCUUUCAGUGCA
Molecule: messenger RNA, 646 nt
Organism: Apus apus (common swift)
Lineage: Eukaryota; Metazoa; Chordata; Aves; Apodiformes; Apodidae
Gene: ATOX1
Product: antioxidant 1 copper chaperone
Exons: 4
Coding region: 196-411 (71 amino acids)
Biological process (GO): copper ion transport
Cellular component (GO): cytosol
Molecular function (GO): metal ion binding; copper chaperone activity
Source: RefSeq, a predicted model, not a curated record